Molecule: messenger RNA, 1346 nt
Organism: Striga asiatica
Lineage: Eukaryota; Viridiplantae; Streptophyta; Magnoliopsida; Lamiales; Orobanchaceae
Source: the annotation of a GenBank genome assembly
CGUCCACCUCCUCACGCACUUCAUGCAUUGAAACUGCGCAAAAAAUGCUUUCAAACCAAAACUUCUGAGUCAAUAUCGGAGCCUCAACCGGAGCUGCUCACAGUCACUGAAGAGAGAAGGAAUUCAAGCCGCGAAGAAUGGGGAAGCGCUUGAGGAAACCGAGAUCGAUCUGCUGCUGCAUCUCUCCCAGAACAUCGUUCAGUAAAUUUCACUCGGUUUUCAGCUGUUUAUUAUCGGAUGAGGUGAAACUGAGGAUUUGGAUUGACGCUUUGAUCUUGUAUGAAGUGGAUACGUGGACAGAGAUCGCCAAGUUCUUGGAUGGUAGAUCUCUAGUGAUGCUUGCAGUGACUUGCAAAUGGUUUAAUCAUGUUGUGAUGGAAGAAAGCGUGUGGAAGUAUGCAUGUUUGCGUGAUCUUCAGGUUCCUGACCCCGGAAAAGCAACAUGCAACUGGAACAAACUCUAUGCGUCAGCUUUUGAUGGAAGCCACUCUUACUUGUUCCGUCAGCCGGAGAAGCAUAUUGAUUGGAUGCGGAUUGGAGCAUUCUCGUUUGACUCAUCUGCUGCCCUGCUGACUGAGAGUUUAAUUGCACCCCUCAGAAUUCCCAAAGCAGAUACGAAAGAUCAAAUGUUGCAGCAAAGUGGCUGCUGUCUGUUAAACAAUGUCAAAACUGGAAUCUGGAUUGCUGGAACAAUGCAAACCUUGGAUGCAAGGCAUAUUGAACUCUUCCUAUGUGAGGGAUUUCAAGAUGGUAGCUGGGAUUAUGAAGUAUUAGGAACUUAUAAUAUCAGCAAGCAUGCUAAUGGUGCUUCUGGUGGAAUUUUUGACAUUAAGCAUCUCAAGGAUAGAUCGACCUCCGCUAUCUUCAAUCUUAAAUCAUGGGUGGGGCAACCAAAGGACUGGCAACCAAAAGCUAUGAUUACCCUCCAUGCGGUUGCAGUGAACACCAAUUUGCAAGAGAAUGAAGGUCUUCAGAUUAAGUACCAUGCUAUGAAGUCUGGAAAGGAUGGUCAAAUUGUUGCGAUUCGUAUAUCCCAGCAGCUGCUUUAGUUUAAUUUUACUCAGGAAUAUCUGAAUCCCCUCCAAAAUGUAGAAAAUAUGUCGUUUCCUGAUUGAAUUCAUAUCAUAUAGCCAUUUGCCGUAACAGCUAAAAACAGUUUGUUGAUCUCAUUUUUUUAAUGAUGUAAACUGUUUCAUUACCUGGUAUUCAUUUUUGCAAUAGCAAGAUACACGGUUAAGCAAAUUCUGUUGAAAAAAAAUAUCAGCAAGUAGUUGAGCUUAUGGAUUACCUCUGUAGCAGUUAAAAAAUAAUAUUUCAACAAUAUGAUACCAUCAUCUUUGUUCCAA